AUGGAGAGUGAGCGCGACAUGUACCGCCAGUUCCAGGACUGGUGCCUCAGGACUUACGGGGACUCAGGCAAGACCAAGACGGUGACCCGUAAAAAAUACGAGCGGAUCGUCCAGCUCCUCAACGGCUGCGAGUCGAGCUCCACGGACAACGCCAAAUUUAAAUUCUGGGUCAAAUCGAAGGGUUUCCAGCUGGGCCAGCCGGACGAGGUCCGCGGGGGCGGCGGCGGCGCAAAGCAAGUGCUCUACGUGCCGGUCAAGACCACGGAUGGCGUAGGGGUAGAUGAGAAGCUGUCUUUGCGGCGGGUAGCCGUGGUUGAAGAUUUCUUUGACAUUAUCUAUUCAAUGCAUGUGGAAACAGGGCCAAAUGGAGAACAAAUUCGGAAACAUGCUGGACAAAAGAGAACUUACAAAGCAGUAAUUUUCAAGCCAAUUUACAGCACCAUUAGCUUUUAUUUAGAGAUGUUUAACAAUCUGUCAAUUUCAGAGAGCUAUGCCUUCCUACCAAGAGAAGCGGUGACACGGUUUCUAAUGAGCUGCUCAGAGUGCCAGAAAAGAAUGCAUUUAAACCCAGAUGGAACAGAUCAUAAAGAUAAUGGAAAACCUCCCACUUUGGUGACCAGCAUGAUUGACUACAACAUGCCAAUUACCAUGGCCUACAUGAAACACAUGAAACUGCAGCUGCUAAACUCACAGCAAGAUGAGGAUGAAAGUUCAAUAGAAAGUGAUGAAUUUGAUAUGAGUGAUUCAACACGGAUGUCAGCUGUGAACUCUGACCUUAGCUCCAAUCUUGAGGAAAGGAUGCAAAGUCCCCAGGCUCUUCAUGGCCAGCAGGAUGAUGAUUCUGCUGCAGAGAGCUUUAAUGGCAAUGAGACUCUGGGGCACAGUUCAAUUGCUUCAGGGGGAAUACACAGCAGGGAGAUGGGCGACUCUAACGGUGAUGGCAAAACUGGGCUGGAGCAGGACGAGCAGCCACUGAACCUGAGCGACAGUCCCCUCUCAGCACAGCUGACUUCAGAAUACAGAAUAGAUGACCACAGCAGUAAUGGAAAAAACAAAUAUAAGAAUCUGCUAAUUUCUGACCUCAAGAUGGAACAAGAAGUGAGAGAAAAUGGAAGCAAGUCCCCUGCACAUAGCUAUUCAAGCUACGACUCGGGCAAAAAUGAGAGUGUAGACCGAGGUGCUGAGGACCUGUCCCUAAACAGGGGAGAUGAGGAUGAAGAUGACCACGAUGACCACGAAGAUUCUGAGAAAGUUAACGAGACAGAUGGCGUUGAGGCCGAGCGGCUGAAAGCUUUUAAUAUGUUUGUCAGGCUGUUUGUAGAUGAAAACUUGGACCGAAUGGUCCCAAUCUCUAAGCAGCCCAAAGAAAAGAUCCAGGCUAUCAUUGACUCAUGCAGGCGACAAUUCCCUGAGUAUCAAGAGCGUGCCCGAAAACGCAUACGUACUUACCUCAAGUCCUGCAGGCGGAUGAAAAGAAGUGGUUUUGAGAUGUCUCGACCUAUUCCUUCCCACCUUACUUCAGCAGUUGCAGAGAGUAUCUUGGCUUCAGCCUGUGAGAGUGAGAGUAGAAAUGCCGCCAAGAGGAUGCGUCUGGAUAGACAACAGGAUGAAUCUGCUCCAGCUGACAAACAGUGUAAACCAGAGGCGGCCCAGGGCACUUACUCAACCUCAGCUGUUUCAGGCUCCCAGGAGGUGUUGUACAUCAACGGAAAUGGGACCUACAGUUACCAUAGUUACAGAGGGCUCGGAGGGGGACUGCUAAAUCUGAACGAUGCUUCUAGUAGUGGACCCACUGAUCUCAGCAUGAAGAGGCAGUUGGCGACCAGCUCAGGAUCCUCCAGCAGUUCGAGCUCCAGACCCCAGCUGAGUCCAACUGAAAUCAAUGCAGUGAGACAGCUGGUUGCAGGAUAUCGGGAAUCCGCUGCAUUUUUAUUGCGUUCCGCAGAUGAACUGGAAAAUCUUAUUUUACAACAGAACUGA
Messenger RNA from Eubalaena glacialis (North Atlantic right whale), 1980 nucleotides. It is a transcript of the gene NOL4, whose product is annotated as nucleolar protein 4. The coding region runs from base 1 to 1980 and encodes 659 amino acids. The transcript has 13 exons. The record is from RefSeq and is a predicted model, not a curated record. NCBI's taxonomy places the organism in Eukaryota, Metazoa, Chordata, Mammalia, Artiodactyla, Balaenidae.